AUUUGCUUGCUUAUAAUAUCAUGGAAACAUUCUCAUCCCUUCAAUUGUUUCUCCUUUCAUUCCUCGCAUCUAUCAUUUUGAUGAUAUUUACUCGUUUCAAAUUCUUUCCAUCUGGUUUGAAGAUCAAGAAAUGUUUACCCCCAUCUCCACCAAAGCUUCCAAUCCUUGGAAACCUCCACCAACUAGGAUCACACCCCCAUCAGUCUCUACAUGCUUUGUCUAAGAAAUAUGGUCCACUCAUGCUCAUUCACAUUGGUAGCAUACCGACACUUGUAGCCUCAUCUGUCGAUGCAGCCCAAGGAAUCUUGAAAACCCAUGAUUCAUCAUUCUCAAGUCGGCCCAGUAUGUCUAUAGUCAAAAUUCUUUUCUAUGGCGGUAAGAACCUAAUAUUUUCUCCACAAGGGGAACAUUGGAGGAAGAUGAGGAGCGUUUUAGUCACCCGACUUGUAAGUAAUGCACGUGUUAAGUCAUUUCGAAAAGUAAGAGAGGAAGAGACAAGGAAUCUGAUUGGCGCGCUUGAAGAGAGUCAUGGCUCUUUGGUUGAUUUGAGUGCAUUAAUAGUCAAACUUACAAACACCAUAAUUUGUAAGGUGGCAUUCGGAAGGGUACAUUCUGGGCCAAAGUUCACAAACUUAUUAAAAGAACACGUCGAAAUGAUUGCAACUUUUAGCGUGGGGAGUUAUAUUCCAUGGUUGUCUUGGGUAGAUCGACUGACUGGCUUAGAGGGAAGAGCAAAAAAAGGUGCUGAAGAAUUUGACGUGUUCAUUGAAGGUGUUAUUGAAGAACAUGUGAAUAAAAAAGGAGGAGUGGAGGCUAAAGGUGAUGAUGUGCAAGACGUAGUUGACAUCUUAUUGGAAUUCCAAAAUGAGAACACAACCGACUUUACCCUUGACAGAGAUUCUCUUAAAGCGGUUAUUUUGGAUGUAUUUGCCGGUGGAACGGAUACCACAUUCAACACUUUAGUAUGGGUACUGAGUGAGCUAAUAAGAAACCCAAGAGUAAUGAAAAAAUUACAACAGGAAGUUACAAAAGUAGCACAAGGGAGACCCAUGCUUUUGGAGGAAGAUUUUGAGAAAAUGGAGUACCUAAAAGCUGUGAUAAAGGAGUCGUACCGAUUGCAUCCUCCAGCCCCAUUUCUUCUUCCUCGGGAAUCAGUAGAAGAUGUGAAAAUGAUGGGUUAUGAUAUUCCAGCAGGCACACGAGUGUUUGUCAAUGCCUGGGCGAUAGGAAGAGAUCCUAAUGUAUGGGAAGAUUUUGAGGAGUUUAAGCCAGAAAGAUUCAUGGACAGUUCCGUUGACUUUAGAGGGCAUCAUUUCGAGUUGAUUCCAUUUGGUGCUGGCCGUAGAGGAUGCCCUGCAAUUCAUUUUAGUGUAACUAUCCUCGAGCUUGUAUUAACGAAUCUCGUAUACAAGUUUGAUUUCAGAUUGCCAGAUGGAGAGAAAAUUGAGGAUAUGGACAUGAGUGAGAGAAAUGGGCUUACAGUCCAUAAGAAGGCCCCUUUACUGGUUCUGCCGACUCCUCGUGACUGGUGUGGAGCAUACCAGAGCUUCCUUUUCAGGACAUCAUAUCAAAUUUCCCAGUCUUCCUAA
This is a messenger RNA of Lactuca virosa, 1589 nucleotides long. The record is from the annotation of a GenBank genome assembly. Lineage: Eukaryota; Viridiplantae; Streptophyta; Magnoliopsida; Asterales; Asteraceae.